Messenger RNA from Zootoca vivipara (common lizard), 8645 nucleotides. It is a transcript of the gene C7H1orf116, whose product is annotated as chromosome 7 C1orf116 homolog. The record is from RefSeq and is a predicted model, not a curated record. Gene Ontology annotation, cellular component: cytoplasm. Lineage: Eukaryota; Metazoa; Chordata; Lepidosauria; Squamata; Lacertidae.
AGCAGUACUACAUGUACCGAGGGCUGUUUGUGAAUGUACAUAGAUCACCUUUAUUUUAUUACUCUGUUCUAAUACCUAUGAUGUAAAAUAGCAGUGGAGAACCUCUGUUCCGUGACAUAAUUUGGCCCACGAGAGUCCCAGUUUGGCCUGCGAGGCCCUUCCCCACAAACAAUGUCAUAUGUGAUGUCAGUGCAGGACAGAUACAGCUGCAGCUACAAAGGCACAAUUGAGAACUUGAAGGGAUAGAUGCUGACAGGGAGCCCCGCUGGGAUCAGAUCCAGCAGCAGGCAAUUCCUCAAUGGGAAUUCCAAUGGGGUUCGUCUUCCAGUUUGCAGGAAGCAAUUUGGAUUCAAAUCCAUAUCCCCCCCUUUAAAUUGAGGUGGUAGUGGGUACAGCUGCCUCACUCAUUGCUUCCCUUCUGAGAGCUGGCUGUGCACUGUUGCCCAUUCCCUCUGCUCCCUCCACAGUGUUGGUACCCAUUUCACUACAUGGUGGUAAACAUAUGUUUUGUAGGCCCAGAGCCUACAGGGACAUUAGGAACAUUAGGAAGAACUUCCUGACAGUAAGAGCUGUUCGGCAGUGGAAUUUGCUACCAAGGAGUGUGGUGGAGUCUCCUUCUUUGGAGGUCUUUAAGCAGAGGCUUGACAGGCAUAUGUCAAGAAUGCUUUGAUGGUGUUUCCUGCUUGGCAGGGGGUUGGACUGGAUGGCCCUUGUGGUCUCUUCCAACUCUAUGAUUCUAUGAUUCUAUGACUGCACUGUAGCUGAAGGUCAAGAAUCGAAAAUGCCUGCCUCCUUCAGUUGGCUCUUAUAUGAUAUGCGUUGUUGAUAUUGUUGCACACCACCCCAAUCUCUGAGUGGGGCGAGAUUCCAGGGAUUCUAGGUGCUUACCCUGGGGUUAUGUUUCCUUUUGGGAAUGAGGCAUAGCGGAGACUGUGGUGCCUUUAUGAUAUAUGGUUUAUUUGCACAUAUAUACAACCUGAGCCUAUCACAGUAUCAACACCCCAAAGGGUCUUGUUUCUCUCAUAUCCACAGCCUUGGAUUCAAACAGACAUCAAACAUUGCUGUCUCUCUCUUCUCCCAGCUUGCUGCUUUAAAUCUGGCCCAUGUCACUGCAACUCAAUUCUAAACUCAGCUUCAUCCUUCUAAGUAACAACGAGCUGGGUGAGGAGCCCCAACCCAUUGCCCCUUUCCAUUGUUUUUCCCUUAAUGGCCCAUCACCCAGGCUAUCACCUCAUCUAGCUGGCCUGGCUUAUAUUUUAAUACUUGCUUGAUCAAGGGGUUACAAGGAUCUCACCUACAGCCUAUUUCCUCUCCCUCCAACUCAUAACAAUAUCAAGUAUUGGGCACACCCUGCUUUCAUUUCCUUAAGAAUAAGCGGCAAUGCAGCAAGAAAACAUUUUACUGCUGUGUCCUAUGUUCAUAAUCGCUAUCAGUGAACUGUGGCUUCAGGUUGUGAGUUAAUAUUUAAUAUCUCAGAUUUUAGAUACACCUUUGUUAGCUUCUAAAGCCUUUUGAAUAUCUAGGCUCUGGAUUACUCAAAUGUCCUUCCAGGUUCAGCUGCUUAAAUGUGAUGCUAGUAGUAAUGUACAGUCUUGGGCAAGUUAGGUUGUAAUUUUCUUAGGCUGCUUAUUCAGUGCACCAAACCCUUUUAUAUCAUCUUCGACACAUGUUUGUUCCUCUUAGUAACAGAAGUCAGAAGACUGCUUUUUACACAUCUUUUUUGGUGAUCAUUGUUGAUCCAAUGUGAUGAGAGUCUGUCUUUCCCCCCUAUAUUUUCUUACUCUGAGGCAUCCUCCUAAUGAAAUAACUCUGCAGGACCGGCCCACCCAUGAGGCAAGGUGAGGCAAUUGUCUUAGGUGACAGGAUCCACAGAGGCGGCAGAUCCAGGUGUAGAUGUUUAUUUCCCCCCUUGUUCCUGACGUAGACCUUCACUCACCCAUUCUUCCCUGGGGGAAGGGGUGGUGGUGCCAUUUUGUAGUUUGCCUCAGGUGCAAAAAGGUAUUGGGCCAGCACCGUAACUCUGUAUAUUGCUCUUGUCAUGGUUGCCUCCUUAUAGACUUGAAAGUAAAUGGUAUAAUUGAUGGCUAAGAAAAACUGUUUCCCAGUAACAACAGUGUUCAUCCUGUUAAAGCAAAGGUAAGAUGUAUGUAUAGCAUCAGUAAAAAAAAGUCUAAUAAAGUACUGAAAACAGUAAAUUUAGUCCAGAUGCUACAAAGAGCUAUUCGAUUAUUUUGGCACAUCAAACAAAUGUUGAUUUUUAAAAUAGUCAAGGGUCUACUGAUAUUUGUUGCUUUGUAAUGAACAUUAGGAAAAUAAUAUACACAUUCCCAACCAGUACUCCACAGGUGAAGUGAGUAUGUGGAGUAAUUUAUAUGAGAGUUAUCAGUGUGGUUUGCAUGUCACACUAAUCUAAACCUUGGCUUAGCACGAAUGUGUGGGCUUCUGGAGAGAAGUUCAAUUUUUGUUAAGCCAAAGUUUGGCUUAUUGUGUCACCUGGGCUUGUGGUUAACCAGAGUUGGGAUUCUGCUAGAUUGGUAAAGAAAAAGUGAUUUAUAUGCGUUGUAUAUGUGAUAUAACACUGUGCCACCUGGUUUUCCCUACCAGAUUUUUCUGUUUAAAUUUACAACACGUUUAACUGAAAUGCUUCUUUGAUGUGUCUGACUCUAGAUCCUGCGUUGGCUACAACUCAUGGUUAGUCUGGAGAGGUCUUGGUUUAACUCGUUCGGCUCUAUUGCUGUGAUAUCAAGGUCACCCCAUGCCGAAGCUUACUUCUCAGUCUCCCAUGCAGUUAACUCCAGCAAUGUGGCCACUUUGUGUGUGGCUCUGAAACUGUAACAUCUGUGCCUGAGAAACUUUCCUUUUGUCCACACUGAACAUUCUACACUGAUGGUGGUGGCGUUGCUAAAUACCUGUUAGUCACUCUCUUAUCCAACUUCGUCAUAAAUAUUGCGUGUUGGAACACAAGCAGAGUACCGUAUUUUUCCGUCUAUAAGAUGCCCCCUUGUAUAAGACACCCCUAAUUUUGGGGGACUCAGAUUUAAGAAAAUAGGGGGGGAGAAGUAUCCGUGUAUAAGGCGCCCCCUAAUUUUUGACAUUAUUUUUAAAGAAAAAAAUCUAGUCUUAUACAUGGAAAAAUAUGGUAACUUGAGUGGAGAGAUUGCUGUAUUUGGUAGGAGGCCGUGGGAUUUUGUCUUGAUGUAAUCUCUGUGUACAGUGCCGUGAUGUGAAUGAACCCUGUUGCUGGAUUUUGUACAACACAAGAUAGCUUAUUUCCCCCAAGCAGAAUUCAUAAAGGUCCUUCCUAACCUAAGGAAGAUGAGAUGGGAAGUGAGGCAGGGACUGCCUUCUUUCUAGAUCGUUGCUUAUGUAUGUGGCAUCAAGGGCAUGGCCAAGGCAGAGGAAUAAUGGAAGGCAUUCAGUAUCCCAUGUGAAAACUGUAAAUAUUAUGAUUGGCACACGUGCACCGCAAUCUUUGAGAGUUUCCUUUUUAUUAUAUAAGAUGAUUUGCUGACGUGAUAGCACCCUUGAUCACGCUGCUUUUUGCAAUUUGAAUGAACACACCCUGUGAUUCUCUAGCACUUUCUUACGAAUGGAACUGACAUGCCUUCACUUUGAAAAGAAGCUUUUCAGUGCUGCUGAGCUUUAAAUACUAGUUAUCCUUGUUAUGAGGGAGUAGUCUUCCCAUCUCUUGCUGGAUGAUUUUACAGAAUGUGACAGGCAGAGGGGUGGAGCCGGAAACGUGUAUUUCUGGUUAGAAAGCUUGUGACCACAUCCUCACAAGGCAGAAUGUACUGAAUGAAGCAUGGGGAGGGAGUGGUGGGAAAAGAUGGUUGACACUCUUGGCUUCUGCCACUGAUUUUGUUGCAUGGUCUUAGGCAAGUCCAGUAGCUGCUUCAACAGAAGCUGUAGGGUGCCUCUCACAUAGCUUGGCUCUUGGAUCAUGGCUUGUAUCUGUAGCUUGAAGAUUCAAAUCUGACCUUGUGGAUCAGCCUGGAGGUUCACACACAAAGAGACUUAGUGUCUAUGGACUAGGGCUUAUGUCUAUUUAUUUUGGAAGGACAGAAGGCAGAGGAGGGGAUUGGGUGCGAGUCAAGCAUCAGGGAGAAACAAGAAUGCCUUCAGUGAGUAGAGUUGCCUGAGUUUGUAACUCUAAACUUUUUGAUGGGGAAGCUGGGGGACAUGAGGGCUGUGACCAGGGCUGUUUGACAGAAAACAAUAUGGGGCAGAGGGGUUCAAGGUUAACCAGAGGUGUGCUUCUCCCCUUCUGUAGUAUUUGCAUUAGGACCAAACUAGGAUUAAAAGGCUUUAAAUGUGUUUGGUGAAGGUUUGUAAAUCAUGUUGUUGUUGUUUAGUCGUUUAGUCAUGUCCGACUCUUCGUGACCCCAUGGACCAUAGCACGGCAGGCACUCCUGUCUUCCACUGCCUCCCGCAGUUUGGUCAAACUUAUGUUCGUAGCUUUGAGAACACUGUCCAGCCAUCUCGUCCUCUGUCGUCUCCUUCUCCUUGUGUCCUCAACCUUUCCCAACAUCAGGGUCUUUUCCAGGGAGUCCUCUCUUCUCAUGAGGCGGCCAAAGUAUCGGAGCCUCAGCUUCAGGAUCUGUCCUUCCAAUGAGCACUCAGGGCUGAUUUCCUUCAGAAUGGAUAGGUUUGAUCUUCUUGCAGUCCAUGGGACUCUCAAGAGUCUCCCCCAGCACCAUAAUUCAAAAGCAUCAAUUCUUCAGUGAAAAAUCAUAGCUUUGAAGCAAUUCUGAUUAGGUAUAACCACAGUUGGCUCUGUCGCAGCAAACUGUGAAGGAGGAGACAAUAUAUGAGAGGAGGCAGCAAACCAGCAUGUGGUGUAUUCGAGUCUCAAGACUGGAAAAAUAAGACAGUAUGUGACAUAGAGGAUGAUAACAUGAGGCUGUAUUGAGGUUGAUGUGAAUAUAGCCACUGAAUUUCUAUGGUUGUAUUGUUUCCUGUCCAAUCAGCUCUCUUUUUAGUAUAAGUUAAGCUAAAUGACUAGGCAUUCACUUAGCUAUGAAGCACACUAGGUGGGUGACCUUAUCACAGACUAACCUCACAGGGUUGUUGUGAGGAUGAAGUAUAGGCAAACCACAUACUCAAGCUCCCUGGAGGAAAAGCAGUAUAUAAGGAAGUGUUUAUACACACUGUAAAAGAAAAAGUCUAUUAAAAAAAUGAGGACGUGCACUCGGAAGUGUGGGAUAACAAUAACUCAAAGUGAAGAUUUAUAAACUAUGCAAACAAAUUGGAAUGAAUGCUCAAUAAACAGCAGAUGUAUCACCUUGAGGCAAACUUUGCACAAAUUUCACAUGAACCAAUGAAUGUUACGAUUUGUAAAUGCCACCUGUCCAUCAUACUCUUACCCCCUCAGUUGCCCUUUAAUAUGAUUUUGAAGCUUAGUUGGGGUGUAGUCAAUAUUGUCUUUUGUAAGAGGUGUAGAAUUUCUGGACAUGCCCUAAAUUCCGGACUCUGCAAGUUGCAAAACACACUACAGUCGGCUUAAUCCCCCACUAGUGCCCUAUGUAUCAACCUCUGUUUUCAAACAGCUGCAGUUUUCAUCUGGGCCUCAAAUUUCUGAAAGACCACUUUCUUCCAUACAGACCCUUUGGAGUAUUACGAUCAGCAGAGGAAGCUCACUUGGUAGUUCCACCACUCUCAGAAAUUGUGCGUGGCGGCCUGGGAGAGGGCCUUUUUGGUGGCCAGCACGAAGUUUUGGAAUUCCCUCCCUACAGAGGUGUAUCUGACACAUUCUUUGUGUAGUUUCCAUUGUAUGCUGAAGAUGCACCUCUUUACCUUGGCCUCUGAAUUCUUCGGUCAUACUUACUGCUCUCUUGCCUGACUAGUGAUAUGCCUAAAAAGGAUUUGUGGUUAGGGACAGCUGACCCAGAACCCAGAGCAAUUGUUCACAGCGCAGGCAGUUGUGACAGUAUGAUCAGUAAUGACUCCAGCUUGUCCGAAAAGAGUGACAGUGGCUAUGACUAUCUAUCAGUGGCGGAGAAAGAAUGUCUUAUGUUCCUUGAAGAAACACUAGAUUCUCUGGAUACUGAAGGAGACAGCGGAGUUUCUACUGAUGAGGCAGAGACAGCUGAGUCUUCUAAGCAUCCACGGACGUGGCCUAUGAGAGAUGUUCCUAAAGAGCUGGAUCAUGAAAAUCUAGGAAAGCGCAACAAAAUUGAACCAAAGAGCAAAAAAUGUCUUUCUGGCUCUGUACCUGUUGUCACCCCAAAUCCAGGGCAUCAUGUCUUUCCAAGGAACAUCAGUGUAAAAAGUGCCCCCAAGGUUUCCCUUGCUGAAGCAACAGGGCCUAAUGUUGCUGAUUCUCUGAAAUGCCAGACUUCAUGGGGGUCUCUUAAGCACGAGCCAGCGGACAUAUCAAAUGACAAGCCUAAAAUGAGCACCCAGUUAAGGCCAUCUAACUUGGAAUCUAUAGUCAUCCCACCCCCUGAACCUUUCCAGGACCAGCGGAGGAGUCAUCCUAGAAUGGGGCAAGAGCUAAGUGGGACAUCUCACUAUGAAAGUAGGAGGAAUGUUGAUGUAGUGGAGGGAUAUGAAGCUGCAGCUACCCAAGCAGAACUUUCACUAGAUAAGAUGGGGGUAGCAAUUGGGAAAGAAGCCAUUCUGAAACCUCUCUCACCUAAAAGUAGCAAGAAAAUUUCUGAACAAAUUACUGUUGCUCCAGAAAAUUAUCAAAAACCUACACUGGAAGAACCUGCCCUAGAUCCCAACUUCAAGCAAGGUCCUCCCACUGCCCCCAAACCCAGGAAACUGCCACCCAAUAUUAUCCUUAAAACCAGCAAAGGUAAUGCUGUGUCACUCAAUGUGGAUCCCAGUCACAAGAUAAAGGUUCUGGCUCCAUCAAACGGCAGGCCCAGAGCUGCAACUGGUGAUUUUUCCAUGGAAAAAGUUCAUUCAAUCCAAAAUGAACAGGGGAGAGCCAGGAGGGAAGCUCUUAAGAAACUGGGUCUCCCUCUAGACCAAGAAAAAGAUCCUGAUGAUCAUGUGAUCAAAACCACAUCUUACUCAAUUCCAAGAGAAACUCCCAGGACAAGCAGCAGGGAGAAUGUAAAUAUGGAUAAUGUCACCUCUGAUAACAAAUCUGAUGAACAGCAUAACCAGGUUGGUGGGAAAGAAAUCUACCCAGUGGAUAUCAACCUUGCAGCUGUCAAACAGAUCAAUGUCAAAUCCAAAACCCUGGAGCGUUCAGGUGUCGGUUUGAGCAGUUGCAUCUCUUCUGGGAGCGAGGACCAGAAUAUUAAGAACAGUGGUUCACUUGGCAAAAUGUCGUUUUUUGACAAGAUCACUCCAAACUUUCUUCGGAGUAGCCGGCCACGCCCAGCUUCCCUUGGCAUGGGGAAAGACUUUGUUGAUCUGAAGGAAAACAAAAUGCAUAAUGCUGAGUUGGAGAAAAGUGACAAACGAAGAUCUUAUCCACUUCAGCCCUCCUCUAAGCUGCCCAGGCCACCGUGUGUCAGUGUAAAGAUCACCCCUAAGGGGGCCACAGAGGAGCAUAGAAAGGAGGCUUUGAAAAAACUUGGUCUAUUGAAGGAGUAAGCCAAAUCAUUUGAUCAGUAGGAAAACUGUGUGUUCAGUUGUGGAUAAUGAAUAUACUUGCUUGCUGCCUCCGCUUCUUCAGCUAAAAUGGGAGGAAUUGCAGCAUAGGAUGAAGGUCUUGUCUAGUAUGUAGACAUUCUGGAUGGAUUAACCAGCACAGGCUUCAGCUGUCUGCAUGAGAACUAGCACCUCUACUUAUGUAGAGGUGGAUUAAUUCUGCCAUUUAUAUCUGCCACCACCUUUAUAGGAUCUUAGGGUGUUGUAUAUAGUGUAUAAAAGUAUGAUUAUGUAUGUAUGUAUGACUAUGUAAUAAGUAUGUGGUUAACUGGGAGGGGUAACUCUCAAAGAUCUAAGUUGUAAUUACUAUGCCAAAAUGAACUCAGAGGUCUUGUAACAUGACAACAGCCAUACAGCUAAAAAUCUUUAGUUAAGAUUGAGUUGCAAUAAUGUUUUUUGGUUCCUUUUUAAAACUCUGGGCCUGAUAAUCUGCUGCACACGGUGUAGCUGGUGGAAUCAGGAGGCCUGUUUAUAUCCACUGAAAUGACGCAUGCGCUAGAUAUUUAAUAAACUGGCAAGAAUGCAUCGGAUAUGAAUCUUAAGUGUCAAGUUCAUGAAUGAUAAGAAGUACUUGCCAAUUCACCUCCAACAUGUCUUCAAAAUGGCUGGCUAGAAUUUGAUUAAAAGCAAAUGAAUACUAGAACUAGAAUUGAUCUGGUCGAUGGUAGUUUGUUGUACCUGCUUAUGUGAACAAAUUACUGUUGUAUGCUCAUUUAAAAUCAUGCAGUAUUCUAGUAUGAAAAUUGCAGUAAAAUUGAAAAAUAAACCAUUUGAUAUGGAGGGAACUUUGGAUUUUAUUUGGUUAUUAAAAACAUGUUAAAAUAGUAAAGUGGAGUAGGGAGAACUGGUCUGUGGGAAAGACAAAACCUUGAAAGUGUUCUAGAUGAAGUUGCAUGAAGAGAUUAACAGCAUACUUGUACUCUAAAAGUUAUUCUGUGGCUAACUGAUUUAAAGUCUGAUCUGUAACUUGGAUUUUACUGCUUGUUCUCUCCCUGCAACCUGCUACCACCUCUGCCUCAGGAUUUUGAACUGUAGAA